AUGCUAUUCCGUGUUGGACGUUCGCUGUUUGUCGGAUUCAUAUUAAGUGUAUCUAUUGCAUUGGUGCAUGCACAAGGAACUACAACAGGACAACAAAAUGGCGUCUCGUUUCCGUCCCAACCAAUGUUCUUAGGUCAAGAAACUGGCGCUAAUUCCGGACAAACAGGUUCCAAUGGAAUGCAAACUCCUAAUCUCUUUACUGCUUUCAGUGGUCAAUCUCCGGUCACCGUACCAGAAACGACCAAUCAGUCUCAAUUUGGACUUGCAACAGUGCCUGUAACAAGCGCCGGAACAACCAAUGGUCAGAUGACCAACUCUAUAGUUCCAAGCACAACGACGGGUACAACUGUCAAUACUGGAUUCACUGGUCAGGCUCAAGGAGUAAACGGCUUUCCACCUGCUCCUCCAGCCAUAAACUCCGUUUUUCCGACACAAACUGGUGUUCAACCAUUUCCAGGACAGCAAAACAGACCCACCGGGUUCCCAGGACAACCUGCCGUUCAGUCAAUGUUUCCUGGUCAGACAGGCCAGGCAACAUCAGGACAAAUUCCACUAUUUCUAGGACAGCAACCAGGUAUGCAGACAGGUUUUCCCGGACAACCAGGCGUACAACCCGGAUUUCCAGGGCAACCUCGUCCAUCCGUUUUUCCCACAACCGUUUUUCCCGGACAAGCACAGCCAUUUACACCUCAGAACACAGCUGCUUUUCCAGGACAAAUAGGAGUUCCGGUCCAAGCCGGAAGUACUGACCAACAAGGAGCGACCCAGCAGACCGGAAAUGCAAUUAGUGGAACGAGUCAAAUUGCGACAACCAAUGGUGGUCAACAACAAUCUGGAAUUAUUACUGGUCAAGGCCAAACGUUCAUCAAUGGACAGACAGGACAACAGCCGGGACAAUUACCAGGACAGCAAAUCCCUGGUGGUCAGUUUGGACCUCAACCUGGACAAUUUGGACCACAAACCGGACAAUUUGGACCCCAGACCGGCCAAUUCGGACCUCAAGCUGGACAAUUUGGACCAAAUGGACAGUUCAGACCCCAGACCGGACAGUUUGGUCCUAAUAAUCAGUUUGGUCCAAAUCCAUUUAACCCCUUCGGACAAAGGCCGGGCCAGUGCCAUACAACAGGUUGCCCAGGUGGAUCUCAGUGUGUUUUCGCACCAACUGGUGCCCACAUGUGUCCAACUUGGAUCCCAAUUCUGCCCUGCACUUGCCGCCAGGGAUGCCAGGCACAGAACCUGUUUAUCCCUCUAGGCCAGUCCCGUCAAAUCGACAGGUGUGGAAACACGUGUACCUGUAAUAGUCCCGAUGGAACGCCUGCGUGUACGAUGAUGGCAUGCCCUUCUCCACAACAACAACAGCAACAGCAAGGACAACAAGGACAGCAACAACAGCAACCGCAACAACAGGGAAAAUAG
Ylistrum balloti is the source of this 1416-nucleotide messenger RNA. RefSeq names its product collagen alpha-3(IV) chain-like. The transcript has 3 exons. The record is from RefSeq and is a predicted model, not a curated record. Lineage: Eukaryota; Metazoa; Mollusca; Bivalvia; Pectinida; Pectinidae. The coding region runs from base 1 to 1416 and encodes 471 amino acids.